GGUUAAAAAGCAAUUUGGGACUUCCUCUUUGAACAGUUGCCUUUUCCUCUCACACAAGGAGGAUUUCAUUUUGUUUGAGACGAGAAACCAAACCACACACCAAAGAGAGGGGUAUGAUGGCUAAGAAGCCCCCAAAACCAGCCCCUCGCAGGAUCUUCCAGGAAAGGUUAAAGAUUACUGCUCUACCUUUGUACUUUGAAGGUUUUUUGUUAGUCAAGCGGUCAGGAUACCAGGAGUAUGAGCAUUACUGGACAGAGUUGAGAGGAACUACACUUUUCUUUUAUACCGACAAAAAGAGUACAAUAUAUAUUGACAAAUUAGACAUAAUAGACCUCACAUGCCUUGCUGAGCAGAAUUCAACUGAAAAGAAUUGUGCGAAAUUCACCCUUGUUUUGCCGAAAGAGGAAGUACAACUGAAGACAGAGAACACAGAAAGUGGGGAAGAAUGGAGAGGCUUCAUUCUUACAGUAACAGAGCUGUCAGUUCCCCAAAAUGUGUCACUCCUACCUGGGCAAGUAAUUAAACUACAUGAAGUCCUAGAGAGAGAAAAGAAAAGGAGGAUUGAGACAGAGCAGAGUACAUCUGUGGAAAAAGAGAAGGAACCAACUGAAGAUUAUGUGGAUGUACUGAACCCUAUGCCAGCAUGUUUUUAUACAGUGUCCCGGAAAGAGGCAACUGAGAUGCUCCAGAAGAACCCUUCUUUGGGAAAUAUGAUCCUGAGGCCUGGUAGUGACAGUAGAAACUACUCCAUCACUAUCCGGCAGGAGAUAGACAUGCCAAGAAUCAAGCACUACAAAGUGAUGAGUGUAGGACAAAACUACACUAUUGAACUGGAAAAACCUGUAACACUCCCAAACCUUUUCAGCGUCAUUGAUUAUUUUGUGAAGGAGACUCGAGGAAAUUUAAGACCAUUUAUAUGUUCAACUGAUGAAAACACUGGUCAAGAACCCAAUAUGGAAGGGAGAAGUGAAAAGUUGAAGAAAAAUCCACACAUUGCAUGAAAUACAAUGUGAAAGCUCCUUUGUGUAUCUUGGUAAUUUAUAUUUUCAAAAUGAAGUUCUUACUUUUAAAGAGAAUUAUCUAUAUUCUACUGAUCCUGUUUACCAAGUCAUUCACCUGAACACCAGAAUUAGAAUUAAACAUUGUGCCAUACAAUUUCAUUAUCUUAUCAGAAUGGAACCAAUUCACAGGGAAACUAGAGACUAUGGCUGUGGUGGUAACCUGCAGAUAUACACAUUCCCAUGCACUGACAUAAGCCGAAAACACAUACUACUUUCUAGAUGGAAUUUUUUUCUUUAGGCCUCAAUGAAAUACAUUUCCCCUAUAUAAUUCCCACAGCAGUUUCUCUAGUUCUAAAUUCUACCAAUUCCCAGAAAACCUAAGUUUUGUUGAAAUCUGAUUUGACCAAUUUAUCAAAUAUGUCAUUUUAAUUACCUAGCUGGAAGUCAGAGACAUGAAAUGUACUAGAGAAGCCCUUUUCCAAUGGAAGUAUUAUAUACCACAUUUUUUGUUAAUGGAAAUAAAUGUAUCCAUUCCCAUGUUUCUU
Molecule: messenger RNA, 1546 nt
Organism: Macaca mulatta (Rhesus monkey)
Lineage: Eukaryota; Metazoa; Chordata; Mammalia; Primates; Cercopithecidae
Gene: STAP1
Product: signal transducing adaptor family member 1
Biological process (GO): positive regulation of B cell receptor signaling pathway; cell surface receptor protein tyrosine kinase signaling pathway
Molecular function (GO): protein kinase binding; signaling adaptor activity
Source: RefSeq, marked provisional